GAACCAACUAACUAGUAGGUGAGAUACUAUUAGCACUUAAGUGAGAGACUUACAAGAAUUCACCAAAUGAUCAAAACACGUGGCAAUUAAUUAGCAAAAACCAAAUCUUAAAAACCACAAAAACACGGAUACGAAGAAUCUACUUUCCAUUCUCGAAGGAAUAACUGUCAGUAACUGGUGGUUGGAGCUUCCCAUUUUCUCUGACAUAUCAAUGUCCGAUACGAAGGGCAGAUACAUAUAAACACACUCAUUCACUCACCGACACUUCAACCUUAACACGCGCUUCCAUAUUCACCAUUGUUUCAACUUUGUUUUCAUAUAUAUCACCCCAUUUAAAGCCCAUGUUUAUUCCCUCAACAACACAAAAACAUUAUCUAUUCUGAUGGCACCAAGGAUCAAUGAUGCCACACCCAACAGAUCACCCAUGAACAGAGGUUCAUGGACCCCAGAGGAAGACAGAAAGCUUGCCCAAUGCAUUCAAUUUCAUGGUGCAAAGAGGUGGAAGACUAUUGCAGUUAAAUCAGGUUUGAAUAGAUGUGGGAAGAGUUGCAGGCUGAGAUGGCUAAACUAUCUGAGACCUAAUAUCAAGAGGGGAAACAUAUCAGACGAAGAAGAAGAUUUGAUUCUUAGGCUUCACAGACUCUUGGGAAACAGGUGGUCUUUGAUAGCUGGUAGGCUUCCAGGACGAACAGACAAUGAAAUUAAGAAUUAUUGGAAUUCUCAUUUGUGCAAAAAAGUGAAUCAGAGAGAGGAGAGACCAGAANAUACGAAGAAUCUACUUUCCAUUCUCGAAGGAAUAACUGUCAGUAACUGGUGGUUGGAGCUUCCCAUUUUCUCUGACAUAUCAAUGUCCGAUACGAAGGGCAGAUACAUAUAA
Molecule: messenger RNA, 877 nt
Organism: Vigna umbellata (rice bean)
Lineage: Eukaryota; Viridiplantae; Streptophyta; Magnoliopsida; Fabales; Fabaceae
Source: RefSeq, a predicted model, not a curated record